Molecule: messenger RNA, 2622 nt
Organism: Adineta steineri
Lineage: Eukaryota; Metazoa; Rotifera; Eurotatoria; Adinetida; Adinetidae
Source: the annotation of a GenBank genome assembly
AUGUCACUGUCAUCAGUCUUUCAAACGUUCCUCCAUUUUUAUUUUAAUUAUCAUUAUGUCGAAUCUGCUUCAUCAUAUAUUCAUUCAACUUUUGCUCGUCGUGUACAAUUUACUCUUCGAAUUGUGAUUUCAUUUCUUGUUGGUGGUUUUCUUGCGUACAAAUCACCACUUAGUGAUCAAACUUCACAAGGAUUUUUAAUUCCUCUCAUAAGUGUCAUGAGUUUACAAGAAACAUUUGGCUUAACAGUAGCUGCUUGUUUUCAAAUGCUGUUAGGACUUAUACCUAGUACCAUCUUCCUUUUUAUCGUUCAAAAGAUUGGUCUCGGUUAUCAUGAUUAUCUCGCAGCUGAACUCAUAUUACUUGUCUCAUCUUUUUUCAUUGCUUUUAUUUGUUCACAGAGUCAAACACGAAAAAUUCCUUUAGUACUAUGUGCAAUCUUUUUUGCAACAAUAGUCAAUCAACGUAGCAUUCCAUCAACAUUUAUCUUUCAAUUACUUGAAACAUUUGUUAUUGGAAUGGCUAUAGCUGUACUAGUAUCUUUGACUAUCUUUCCAGUUUUUGCUACAAUAGAUAUUGAAAAUCGUGUUAAUUAUUGUUUAUUGAAUCUACAAGAAAUGCAAAAAUCAAUUACUAAAGCAUUUCUACAUCAAGAUAAAAUAAGUGCACAAAUAUCGCUUACUCGUACGUCAACUAUUGAAGAGAUUAUUCUUACAGCAAUAGGUCCAAUUCGUAUGAAACUUGUUGAAACUCGUUUUGAACCAUCUCGAUUUUUACAACGUAUAUUUAAUCGACGUCGAAGGCAGAUUAUUAAUUUAACAAUACAAGAACAAGAUGAUCUUAUCAUGGCAUGGUUCCUGCACGUUCGUUCAAUGGAAUUGAUGGUUAAACAGUGUCGAUUCAAUGAAUAUCAUCGUGAUUUAAUACAAGAACUAGAAGCAAAACUUCAACAUAUCUGUUUAUGUCAAUCAGUUAUUAUCUCGACUAUGACUACAUCUUCAUCGAUAACGAAAGAUGAAUUUUUCCAUCAAGUAUCUGAUCUUGAGCGAGCUGGUGAAGCACUUCGUGCAACAUAUAGUGAGGCACGUCUUCGACGUCUUGAGGAUGCUCUAGAAUCUGCUGCGAUUAUUCAAUCAGAAGAUUAUCUUUCACAUAGUUUCUUUCUCUUUCAAUUCGAUAGUAUUAUACGACUUUUUACACGAAUAAUAACAACGAACGUAAAGAAAUCCGUACCAGCUAAGAAAAAACAAAGUCUAAAAGAUCGAUUAACACCUAAAUGGUCACGUUUAUUUUCAGCGACUAAAUGUAUGAUCAUAGUUGGAAUUGGUUCAAUUUUUGUCAUGGUAUCUCCAUUGGCGACAGCAUUUGAAAAUGGACAAUGGAUUUUUGUUGCUAUUUGCAUGACACAAGGGGAUUCGGUAGGUGGAGCAUUUACAACUAUGAAAAUGAGACUUCUUGGAACGUUACUCGGAGCAAUGUGGGCAUAUGUAACAUAUUUAGCAGUUCAUGAUGAUGUCUAUCAAACAUUUGGAAUGUUAGUUCCAUGGAUUCUUGUUUUUGGUUAUAUAAGACCAUUGCCAAAACUGAAUUAUACAGCUACAGUAGCUAUGAUCACUCCAAUUCUAAUUACUCUUGGUCGAAUACCAUAUGGAAAUACGUUACCUGCAGGAAACUAUGCUCUUCUUCGAAUCGAAGAGAAUCUUGUCGGUAUUGGAGUUGCUGCCGUUCUGACUCUUAUCAUCUUUCCAGUUUUUGCUAUUGAUUUACUCAAGGAUAAUAUUCAAAGUACUUUUCAAGCUUGUCGUGAUAAUAUCAAUUCCAUACGUUUAAUCUAUGAUCAAUUAUUUUAUAAUAAACAUUUAAAUGAAAUGUCAAUAGAUAUUGAGAAAGAAGAACAAAAUAUUCAAUCAUUUUUUGAUGUUCAACGAAGUCAUAUUUCUCAACUGAUCACAAUUCAACGAAAUCUCAUUGAACAUGCAUCAAGUGAACCAAGUUUUUGGUGGGUUAACAAUAACUGUUCUAUCAAACGUUAUAAAACGCUUGUUCAACAAGAAAUUGAUAUGUUUCAAAUUUUUUAUUGUAUUGAUACAGCGUUGAUGCGUAUACAUGAAUGUUCCACCAAUAAUGACGUACAUAUAGAAAAUAUUCAAAUCUAUCCUAUCAAUGAUGAUUUUUUUUCAAAUUUUCAUACUGAACUUACUACAUUGAGUGAUCGAUUGAGUGAAUGUCUCAAUCUAUGGUCAUCGUAUUUUGCUCUUACUCAAAGACGAUCUCAUCGAUUUUUGCAUCAUUUUAUCUGUUCGAAAACAAAAUUAGUCGAAAAUGAUCUUUUAAAACAUGAGCAAAAGCUUGUAGAACUACAUGAAGCAAUCUAUCGUCUUCAAAGUCAACAUCAAGAUGCUGUACAUAAAAUAAUGGAACAUUAUCUCGAUCGAUUAACGCAAGGAGAUGCACUCUCCACUUUUGUUCCAUAUAUGAACAAUAACGAGACCGAUUCGAUCUUAAAUGCUAUUUCGGCUAUGUACUUUUCGACAACUGAACUUAUUCGAGUAGCACUAGCUUUGGGCACAUCUAUUCAUUCUAUUUUUGAACUUGAAACAACAAAUCGUUAUGCAUUUUAUUAA